Molecule: messenger RNA, 1248 nt
Organism: Spodoptera littoralis (African cotton leafworm)
Lineage: Eukaryota; Metazoa; Arthropoda; Insecta; Lepidoptera; Noctuidae
Source: the annotation of a GenBank genome assembly
AUGGCGUACUUCAACAUAGUGAGGUCACUAUUUGGCCCCGGUGUACUGAUUAUGCCUUUAGCCAUAAGUCAGACCGGUCUCAUUUUGGGACCUAUUCUGGGGCUUUCUUAUGGACUUCUGCUCGUACAUACACACAUCAUGUUGCUAAAAAGUCUUACUGAAAUAGCGAGACAAUUAAAGAUACCAUAUAUAUCGUAUAGAUAUGGCUUUCGGUUGGCAGUGCUUCAUGGUCCGCCCAUUUUCAACGGCAUUGGAAAAUGUGGUCCACAAAUUAUAGCAAUAUUUAUGUUUAUGAGUCAGCUUGGAAUUUGUACAAUUUUCGUAAUUUUAACUUCGGACAGUGUGAGAGAUCUCAUGGACUGGCAGAGUAAUAAUACAGCUCUGUUAGCGUUGCUGCCUCCUUUUCUAUUAUUGGAGUUUUGCAUGAAAACCUUGUCCAUUGUCAGCUACAUCGCAUUGGCAGGUACUAUGUUGAAUUUGAUGGGAUUAGUACUGGUGAUAUACCAGACAUUAAGUGACCCUGUGAAGAUAUACAAGUACGCAGCUGAUGAAUUGAUGCCCAUACUAUACGCGUGUGGAGCUUACUUAUGUAACUUAAGUGCAGUUGGUGUGAUCCUGCAACUGGACAAAAAUUUGGUGAAUCCUAGGAUAAUGACGAGCAAGUUUGGCGUGAUCCCCGUUGGGAUGUUGGUGCCCACUGUGGUCAGCAUGAUUGUUGGAGUCCUAGGUUACUGGUCUUUCGGCACCAUGGAAGAGAAUAUCCUUCGAGUACUACCGCUUGACGAAGUCACAGCAUUGAUAAUUCUCUCCGUUUACGUGAUAUCUGUGACGUUCGCAUACCCCAUACAAUGUUAUCCAGCUAUCGCCGUUGUAAUAGAAGUAAUUAAGUACCAUGAUCCCAUGGUUGUUCCUGGAGCUAAAAUGCUGCAUAGAAUAGAGACCUUUGGACGACCGCUAUUCGUAUUGUUAACCUUUACGAUUUGCUACUUCGUACCAUUCCAAGCUCCUUUCGUGGCGUUUACGGGGAACCUCUGUACCGCAAUGGUAUCUGUGGUCUUUCCAGCUCUCAUGGACAUCUGCUUGAAGUACCCUGACGAGUACGGUUACAUGAACUUCCAUUUAAUCAAGAACCUUCUUCUUAUAGCCCUAGGCCUCUUUAAUUGGAUCGUGGGCGCAUUCAUGUGUGGUUACAUCAUACACGUGAGGAUUCUCUCGAGGAACUCGCCAAACAAUCCGGGAUUUUAUUAA